CCAGUAUUUCGAGAAGGUUUAGAAUCAGGAGUUAAUGUUCAGUUAGAGUUGGGCAGUUAAAGUAGGAACAUGCAGCUGCUCUUGAUUUGUACUUUGGCGCUCCUGGGACUAGGUUCAGGGUUCCCCCAGUUCAAUCCUGUAGCUGAGCUACAGAGCAGUACCGGAGAAUUGAUCCUGGGUGAUGGAGAGAACCUGGAUCAGAACGGAUGUCUAGUUGGACCCUCUGGAGAACGGGUUUGUCCUCUCGGAGCCUUCGGAUCUGAUGGUAUGAGCAGGGUUCAGCAUAGUGGUAAUCAGGGUCCAGGACAAACCGGAAGUAACGGAAAUGCUGGACCAGUAAAUUCAGCCGGACUUCCUAUCGAUCCCGCAGCAGAAACUUACAAAAAGCAGAUUGAAGAAUAUCAAAGAUGGGCUGAACAGCAGGUGAAAAAUGCCGAAAAACAGCUUGGAACAGCUUGAAACAGAUCGGAACAGCUUAAAACAUCUUUGCGGAUUUUUAAAAACAGCUUGGUGGAUUUCUUAGGAAUAACAGCUGAAACGAAACCACAAGAAUAUCAAGUUGGAAAAAUCUACACGCAUUAUACUAGUCUAAAUCACAAAAUUAAUAAU
Messenger RNA from Eurytemora carolleeae, 609 nucleotides. RefSeq lists its product as uncharacterized. The transcript has 4 exons. NCBI's taxonomy places the organism in Eukaryota, Metazoa, Arthropoda, Copepoda, Calanoida, Temoridae. The record is from RefSeq and is a predicted model, not a curated record. The coding region runs from base 70 to 459 and encodes 129 amino acids.